Molecule: messenger RNA, 4133 nt
Organism: Platichthys flesus (European flounder)
Lineage: Eukaryota; Metazoa; Chordata; Actinopteri; Pleuronectiformes; Pleuronectidae
Product: transcription intermediary factor 1-alpha-like
Exons: 17
Coding region: 286-3075 (929 amino acids)
Molecular function (GO): protein binding; zinc ion binding
Source: RefSeq, a predicted model, not a curated record
GUGCAGUUUGAGCAACAUCUGCGGCGCGCGGGCGUAGCGACAGCCUCACGCGGACGAAUAGUUGUGUGUCUCUCGUGAGGAAAAGAUCAUCGAUGAAGGCGAUUCUCAGAUAAGAAGCUCGAUUACUGACAGCGCUGUGUUUGGAAACUGGCUCAGAGCGAAGAGGUGGAAGAGGAGGAAGAGGAGGAAGACGAAGAAGAAGGGGAAGAGACGCUCUCCUCGCGGGGAUGGGAGGGAAAUGAUCCUCACCUGUGCGGGUUAUUGUUUCACACACAGAGGAGCAGGAUGGAGGUGCAGCAGAGGGAUGGCCGCGGGGACAGAUACGGGCAGUCCGGGGACGCCCCUGUCAUCGCCUUGGGGAACGAGGCGGAGAGCGUGCCGGUGCGCCAGGAGGAGUCCGCUGCGAUCGGUCUCAACCACCUGGACACGUGUCCCUCCUGCCGCCUGAACUUCCACUGCCGCGAGCCCAAACUUCUGCCGUGUCUCCAUUCCUUCUGCAGGAGGUGUUUGCCCGCGCCCUCCAGGAGUCUGUCCCUGAAGGAGCUGUCCAACUCCCUGACUGACAGCGCGACCCAGCCACUGAACGUGAUCCGCUGUCCGGUGUGCCGGCAGGAGUGCAUGGAGGUGGAUGUGGUGGAAAACGUGUUUGUGAAGGACUCGGCUGAGGCUCCCAGCAGCACCGUGGAAAGGAGCACCCAGCUCUGUAUGUCCUGCGAUGACAACACCGAAGCUGCCGGGUUCUGCCUGGACUGUGUUGAGUACCUCUGUGGCACGUGUGUGGAAGCCCACCAGAGGGUCAAAUUCACCAAGGACCACACCAUCAGGCAGAAGGCUGACGUAGCACGAGAGGUCCAUGGAGUGUCGACACAGAGGCCGAUGUUCUGUGACAUCCACAAACAAGAGCCGCUGAAGCUGUUCUGUGAGACCUGUGACCAGCUGACCUGUCGUGACUGCCAGCUCGUUAAGCACAAGGACCACAAUUACCAGUUCCUAGAAGAUGCUUAUAAAAACCACAAACAGCACAUGGAGAGUAUGACCCAUCAGCUGCAGGAGAAAAGGAAACUGAUUGAAGACGUGUCGAACUCCAUUAACAAUGGACUUCUUCAGGUUGAUCAGAAUCGUUCAUCUGUUCAUGAUGAAAUAAAGAAGUCCAUCUGCAGUUUGAUUCUCGAGAUAAACAAAAAGGGAAAGAUGCUAAUGAAUCAACUUGAGGCUGUAACAAAGGAUCAUGAGAGCGGCUUGCGGAAACAACAGGAGGACAUUGGCUAUCUGUCCCGACACUUGGAUCAUGUCAUCGACUUCACCAAAUGGGCCACAGUCAAGAAUGGAGGCACGGCCCUUCUGUACUGCAAACGUCUGAUUCUGUUUCAGAUUGGAAACCUCCUGCGGGCAAAAUGCAGUACCUCAUUUAUUCCACAGAGCACUGUGCGUUUCCAAUGCCGAUCCUCCUACUGGGCCUCAAAUAUGGAUCUGGGCUCUUUAGUGAUAGAGAGUGUACCAGGCCACCAGCUGGUUGGUUUUCAGGGCAUCCCUCAUCAGCAGUCCCACCCUGGGCAAGGCCCCUCAGGCUCGCCCCGCGGCUUUGCCCCGGGUGGUCCCCUCAACACCCUUGCUCAGCUCCAGUUGCAGGUGGACAAGCUGAACCCGCAGGCCCACUGGCAGCCGCAACCACCUCCUCCACCGUGGACGUGGUACCAGAGUGUACGUCUACAACGAACACUUCCAGGCACCCUGCAAGGAGGCUCUCCCUCCCACAGUAUGCCACCUCCACCAGGCCGAAGGUUCAUGGUGCCCCAACCAAACAACAGCAGCCCAACUGGCACCUUAUUGAGCCCUGGGUUCACACCACAGAUUCUGAGGGGGUUGGAUAGCAGCUCCAACUACCAAGCCAAACCCAUGGACCAUUUCCAGAACCUGCCACUGUCUUUGCCACACAGAACGGUGCAAGGACAACACAUUUCCCUAGGGUAUACUGCUGCAUCCCAAGUGGAGAAACCAGGGACUGUUUCCUGGGAGACUCCAGAAACACAUCAGGCGCGUGAAGCAGUGGGCUCAGCUGUCAGGAAAAGAAGAAGGUCGUCACCAGGGCCCAUCAUUGUCAUCAAAGAUGAGCCAGAGGAUGACAACAGCUAUGUGCAGAACAACCAAAGAGCCAGCCUUCCUGACAGCACGGGUGAACACCCACAACUCAGUGCCCAGGGCGGAGGGAACAAGGCCACAACUGUUCCUCAAAGCACAGAAAACAAACCCCACAGCCCCUCAAAGCCUCCGAUCAGGCCGCUGGACCAGAGUAAGACUGACGUUCCACAUCACAUCCGUUCUCUGGGAGGAGAAGAGCAGGUAGUCCACCAUGAAGCACGACUGGAAGACUCUGAUGACGUCUUGUGUGCUGUGUGUCAGAGAGGAGGGGAGCUGCUGUGCUGCGAUAAGUGUCCCAACGUUUUUCACCUCGCUUGCCAUGUUCCAUCUCUCCUCAAAUCUCCCAGCGGGGGCUGGUUUUGCUCUUUCUGCCGCGACCUGUUGGUGCCUGAGAUGGAGUAUGAUGGUGACCCCAAACCUGAGGCCGAAACACUCAAGACGGAGCUGGACUCUGAAGGGGGACUGCCCCCUGUGGACAAACGAAAGUGUGAGAGGCUGCUGCUGCGCUUGUUUUGCACUGACCCCAGUUCAAACUGUGGAGAGGCUGCCUCCCCCUCGGUAUGUGCUAAUAACAGGGUGACUAUAAAGGGACCAAUGAAUCUGUCAACUGUGAAAGAACGACUGGGGGCUCAGCAGAGUGUGUGCUACCAAAGCAGUGCAGAGUUUAUAUCAGACGUCCGGCUCAUCAUCGGGAAUUGCAGACCCUCCAGUGAGGCUGUCACAGAGGACAGGAGGCUGAUGGAGCUGUUUGAAGAGCAGCAGACGAUCAUCUUUUCCGACCAAACCAUCCCAGAAGUCAAACUGGAGGUGAUACCUGCCGCGCCAACAGACUCUCAAGUCUCAUCUGCUCACAACAUUUCCCAGCCUGCAAAGCGCCAGCGCACAUUUUCCCAGGAUACGACAAACUGUCCCAGUGGAGAGGAGGGAGUCGUAUAAGAUAACAAAUCGUCUACAGGGUGUAGUGUGUACAGUAUUUGACAACACUGCCAGCACCAGCUAAUAUUGGUGUAUGAAAGUUCAUUACAACAUUUAUGACAAUAAUUGAAGCCGCUAAAUGCUGAAUUUUCUCAGAAAAGGAUACAGGGCAGGACAUUUUCUGUAUCCUUGAUUUAACUGUGUAACAACUGUUGGAUCUACACAGGGCUUGGACUUCUAGCUGCAAGUUUAACAGGUACAAUACAAGCAGCCCUUGCACUUACAGGGUAUAGCUGACCUUCUAUUAUCACACCUUACCUUAUCAUAAGCCAUAAAUGAUGACACUGAGCUAAUCAAUGGGAUAAUCAGGUUGGAUUUGUUUUCCCUGGCACUCUGGUCCAACACCCUGCAUAUCGUUUACAUUGUAGAAUCGACCCUGAGAGGAUGCUGCUGAUGAAGCAAAUGAGAGGAAGAAGCAGCGGUACAUGGAGAUGGUAUCAGAGACGGAACAAGAAGUUUGGAAAGCUGCAGGGGUUUUAUUGCAACCUCCACUGAUAAGCCUUGUGCGAGGCCAUAAAAGGAUUUCAGAAUGCUGCAGCCAGGAUCAGAGGAAAGACCCCAAGAUGUUAGGGACACACACCCAGGUCUGAUUAGACUGUGGUGGGCCUGUCUUCGAAAAGAGGGCAUCUUGUGAUUAAAGGCCUAUGACGCAGGUAUACAGCUGAAGAUACGUCCCUUAGGGGUAUUAACCAUCUUGUCCCAUGUUGUAAAAAGCAGUCUGUGUGUAAAUAUUGUUGUGACCGGGAGGGAUGAUGAUGAUUAUGAUCCGGGAUGGUCACGGUUUAACUAAUGUGGAAUUAAAUGUGUUACCUUUCACCCCCACCCCUCAGGCUAGUAAAGCCACUGCAUAAAGAGAAUCAAAGCAGUUUGAGAUAAGCACAGGCUGUUUAAAUGUUACACUGUCACAUAUAAUUAAAAAGUAUUGGUCUGAUUUGUUAGUAGUUUUUUUCAAUGGAGCAGACCUGCAAAUGUAAUAUUUUAAAGGUAAAUGUUAAGUGUAUUAAAAAUACUUUCUUAUA